AUGUUCAACCCCAUUGGUAUCAGCCAAAUGGGGUUGAAAUUUACAAAGCAAGUGCCAGGAAAGGCUGGAAACACCACUCUAGUCCUCCAGAACCGAAUGCUCUCUUAUCUUACGGCAAGUUCUUUUAUUCGGAACCUGGUGUCCAAGAAAAGAAGGCGGAUGGUUGUUGGUGGCUAUGAUCUGGACAUGUCAUAUAUAACAGAUCGUGUAUUGGCAAUGUCGUUUCCUGCUGAACAUAUGCGAGCAAUGUAUCGUAAUCCUCUAUGGCAGGUGAAGUCUGUGCUGGAAAUGAGACAUCAGGGGCAUUACAAGAUCUACAACUUGUGCAUAGAAGAAGACUAUGAUCCAUCACACUUUCAUGGCCGUGUUGAGAAGUUUCCUUUUGAUGACAAUCACGUUCCAAAUUUCGAAAUGAUGAAGUUAUUCUGCGAGAGUGUGCAUUCAUGGCUGUCAAAUGACCCCAAAAAUAUUGCAGUCAUACAUUGCAUGGCAGGCAAAGGUCGAACUGGCUUAAUGGUGUGUGCCUACCUUAUUUACACUGGCAUGUUAGCAGAGGAAGCAUUUCAGCUAUAUGCCCAAAAACGAACUACCAACAACGAAGGAGUCUCUAUACCAAGCCAACGUCGGUAUGUGGGGUAUUGGGAAAAAAUACUUUCUUUUCCUACGGGAGUUAGCAAUGGACCUCCAGAUGUGAACUUGCCUCAACCAUGUAGCAGAGAAUUGUGGCGGAUUAGGCUUUAUGACACAGUUAACACCACCUCUGUCUUCUUUGUGGUCUCAGAGCUCCAAGAGAUUCCUGGUCAGUUGUACCAUCCACCUGUGGAAGUUGCCAAGCGUUGCUGUAGAGAAAUCACAAAAGGAUGUGAGGCAAACUGCAGUCCUCGAUACUUCUUGUCAUUUGUUGAAGGGGACGAAGAAGGGACUACAUCAGAAUCAGAACCUCGUGUCGUUGUCCAAAUGGACACAGAGAGUCCUGUAUUAUACCAGAAGACCUGUCUUGACUAUCAUUUCAGUAAACCUGUGCAAGUUAGUGGAGAUAUGCGCAUCAUAUUCUAUCAAAAAAUGAUUGGAGGCCGCCUUUUUUAUGCCUGUUUCAAUACAGCCUUCAUUAAAAACAGCUUGUUACAGUUUACCAUCCGGGAUUUGGACAAAGUUGGGAGCAAAGGCAGAUCAAUUUGUGGCCCUGCCUUCUGCGUGGAGUUGCUAUUUGGUCCUGCCAACCCGAAGAAUUCGAUGUUAUGUUCAUCUGAUUUUGAUAAGUAGUUACGAAUUUAUCCUGAAAUCUAAAGUCUAGAUUUGUUUUAAAACGAUAUGAUGCAAACCUUGAUUUGAUUUUUCUGGCGAAACGGUCCAUUUGAUGGAAGUUGAGUUAUAUGGAUCAACUGAUACAGCAACCUGCUACAUACUGAUUCAUUCUGUAAUUUUUUUUCUUUCUAUUUUGUCAUCGAUGGCAAGAUACUAGGAAUAACAACAAGUUUUGUACUCGAUAGAUUUGAGAGCUUUCCAUAGAAGAUGAGAUUUAUCUCAAUUGUUUGACACUGUUUGCAGAUAUGUCAAACUGCAUCAGCAUCAUCUAUCCCCAAAAGUUUCCAGG
Durio zibethinus is the source of this 1594-nucleotide messenger RNA. Its product is annotated as phosphatidylinositol 3,4,5-trisphosphate 3-phosphatase and protein-tyrosine-phosphatase PTEN1-like. Gene Ontology annotation, cellular component: cytosol. The record is from RefSeq and is a predicted model, not a curated record. Gene Ontology annotation, molecular function: protein tyrosine phosphatase activity; phosphatidylinositol-3,4,5-trisphosphate 3-phosphatase activity. NCBI's taxonomy places the organism in Eukaryota, Viridiplantae, Streptophyta, Magnoliopsida, Malvales, Malvaceae. Gene Ontology annotation, biological process: phosphatidylinositol dephosphorylation.